AUGGGAAUCCGCACGGAAUCAUUUGUUGUUCUAAGCCUCUUCAUCGCCUGUACACCCGCUGCUGUUUAUAAUUCAGAAAAUAUAGGCUUUCCUGAAUACUUGAGUCAAAGAAUUAAACAACUAGACUUCACAAAAGUUUUAGCAACAGAAAAAUUAAUCCAAAAAGGAGGGAUAACUGAUGUGAUUAGCCCAAAGAUUCCCAUGUCAAUGGAGUAUCGAUGCCUUCACUACAACCAUCUGGUCCUCGGUGACACAGCUUUGGUCCUUGCCUACAUAACUGACUUUUUUGAACCUUAUGAUUUAUCGAACUAUUUAGAUGCCCAUGGAAACUCUUCCUCUGUAAAAUUUAGCAAAUCAUCGGUAAACCUUCCAGUUGGGUUCGAGUUCAAGCUUGUUUUCCGAGUUCUUCAGUCGCAUGGUGAUUAUGGAUUAGUUAUGAUCGACAACAUUACAAUUACUUCAGGACUCUGUGAGCUUUGCAGUCCAAAUGAAUUUCUAUGUUCACCCAAUCGCGAUGAAUGUAUCCCAAUCUAUAACGUGUGCGAUUUUGAACCUGACUGUUUGGGUGGAGAAGACGAAAACAAUUGUGAUUUCGAAAUUCUUGAAGCAAUUUGCAAAGAUUGCAAUACGUCCAGAGGUAAUACAGACAUUCUUGAUAAUGGAGGCACCAAUGAUCAGGAAGCAUGUGCUUCAAAUGCUUUCAGUUCGAAUAGUUGGAAGACAACAGAUUUUUGUUCAAAUUGUGCCACCAACGAUUCCAUGUACUCUUGCCCCACUAACUGUACCUCUUCUGGCCUUUCGUUCACAUGUACAACUGGUGAUGUACCUGUGUAUGCAACCUCUAUUACUGUAUUUGGUUUAAUGCAAGAUUCCUUAGAAUUUAAUGACAGUUUUUCAAACUUGAAAGAAAUUAAUGUAAUAGACAGUAAAUUGAAUAUGUUGCAGAUUACCUCUGAUGUUAGGUUACAAAUAUUGACGAUAAGCAAUAGUAGUAUCGAUAUUGUUUAUAUAGGUGACAGAUUUAACUACCUUCGAUUUGUGCGCAUUUUUAACUGUACCUUUGUUAAGUUUAAUUUUUCUCCCGAAUGGGUUCACAGCUUUGAAUUUUUCGUUCACAAGAGCAUUGUUUAUAAUCCAAAAAGACUCAAUAUUCUUGAAGGGGUUCACGCUGACCUGUCUGAAACCUGGGGAUUUCCUUUUAUGGUAGCAGUAUUUGAACACACUAUAGUUAAUCUAAGCUUUUGUAAUUUAGAUGUUCAACCUUUGGCCUUUACAAUGACAGUAACUUUAGAUCUUAGUCAUAAUAAUCUCUCAACAUGGCAUUAUAUAUCCUUUGUUCAAAACUUGCAUCUUCAGAAUAAUAAUAUUGAAGAAAUUAGGUUCACAAGCGAUUUGCGGCAAUCAGAAGCUCGGUUAAUUUAUUUAGAUCUUUCAGAUAACUAUAUCACUGUUAUAGAUGAAUACGAUUUUAGCGACUUUCCUAAUCUUCUUUACCUAAAGCUUUCUAGAAAUCGUAUUUCGGAAAUUCAUGAAAACGCCUUUUCAUUUGUAUCAAAAUUGCAUUUAUUGGACUUAUCAUCCAAUCACCUUCAUUCUGUAAAACUAAACCUUUUUAUUAGUCUUUCAAGUCUUCAAUAUCUUUAUCUUCAGAACAAUUAUAUAAAAGUUGUGGAAGAAAUGUUUGACGGGUUGAUAAGCAUUGAGCAUCUUCGAGUCGAUUCCUACACUUUAUGUUGCGCGCAACCUAAAACAGUAGGCAAAAUACAAUGCACUGCACCGGUGAAUGAUAUAUCCUCAUGCAACAAUUUAAUUGACACCCCACUACUUAGUACACUUAUUUGGUACAUUGCUCUUUUAGCCGUCUUUGGAAAUCUUUUCGGUCCAUUUUAUAGGGGUUUUAAUUUGAAGUCUAGAAGUCUCUCUUCUUUCGUAAUUUAUUCCACCAAUCUAAGCAUUGCAGACUUUCUGAUGGGAGUAUACCUGUAUAUCAUAGCCGGAGCUAAUUUAAAGUUCAGUGGUCGUUACGGUUUUGAGGACGAAGGAUGGAGACACAGUCACAUCUGUACUGUUGCUGGUGUUCUGGCUACUCUUUCAAGCGAAGCCUCCGCUCUGUUUGUUCUCUUGAUCACCAUUGACAGAAUAAUCAUCAUACGAGAUCCAUUGUCAAGUCUGCAGAGAAGUAACUUCGUUUCAAAAAUUAUGACCGGUACAGUAUGGACUAUAUCAUUAUUUCUCUCUCUGUUACCACUCUUUGGAAGUGGUUAUUUUGAGAAUUACUAUUCUAGUUCGGGUAUUUGUAUCUCUCUACCUCUGUCAGUGUACCGUAAGCCAGGAUGGGAGUAUUCCAUGGCAUUAUUUGUUGGUGCCAACUUUCUUAUUUUCAUUGCGAUAUUUGUGGGGCAGUUGGUUAUAUUUGCCACUGUUGUGAGAAUGGGAGUGAAUGUUAACUCCAGCCAUUCUGCACAAAGAAGGAGAGAAAUUAACUUGGCCAAGACACUUGUUGCUGUCGCCAUUACAGAUAUGUUGUGCUGGAUACCUGUUGGUGUAAUUGGCCUACUAACCUUCAAGGGCACUGAUGUCACAGCACAGGUGUACGCCUGGGUCAUUGUCGUUGUACUCCCCAUCAACUCGGCCUUGAACCCUAUGAUCUAUACGUUUUCUGAAAUACUGAGACGAAGAGGGAAAGCAUAUAAGAACGAACACUUACAGCAAAGAACUAAUAGUUCAAGUACAUGUACAAAGGAAGAUCAAAACCUCGGCGAAAUAAACCAGGUGUCACUUGUUGAUGAAGGAACGUCGGGACAAUCUGAAGAUUGCAUGACGCCAUCGCCAGAACGACCGGAAGCCCUCGCUGAGGAAUAUAUGUGAUUGAUUAAUAUGGUAUAAAUUUAAAAAACAAAAUCGAUCAGUAACCAUGUAUCCGGAAUAUUUUCACUUUAAUCUUUUAUCUCUCUCAUAUUUAUCCGAACAUUUUUGUAUGUGUGCUAGAUCAUUUUUUUUUUAAAUUGCAAAAUGUAU
Molecule: messenger RNA, 3018 nt
Organism: Magallana angulata
Lineage: Eukaryota; Metazoa; Mollusca; Bivalvia; Ostreida; Ostreidae
Product: G-protein coupled receptor GRL101-like
Exons: 9
Coding region: 1-2868 (955 amino acids)
Biological process (GO): G protein-coupled receptor signaling pathway
Cellular component (GO): membrane
Molecular function (GO): G protein-coupled receptor activity; protein binding
Source: RefSeq, a predicted model, not a curated record